CAAUUGCUGUUUUUCCAUAGAUCUACGAAUUAUCUUGCAGCUCGACCAGUAGCUGUCGUCGAUCAAGCCCAUUUCACUGUGAAGGAUAACAACGAAUUUCAUCUUGAAGGAGAACGACAGUAUGUCCGGCGAGGAGACAGUGUGAACAUCACUUGUCCUGUCUUUGGCUAUCCAACCCCAGGUAUCAAAUGGACGAAGGAUGGAAAGCCAUUGGGUGAGUUCAGUGUAUUUAUGUUUACAUGA
Messenger RNA from Ostertagia ostertagi, 243 nucleotides. The record is from the annotation of a GenBank genome assembly. NCBI's taxonomy places the organism in Eukaryota, Metazoa, Nematoda, Chromadorea, Rhabditida, Trichostrongylidae.